AUGAAUGCCGCAGUCUUCACCUUCCUGGGCGCGCCCGACUAUUCAUCCGUUCAAAGCUCGGUGUCGCAAUUGCUCUCUGACAUGGGGGGAGCUUCUUCGCGUCCGCCACCCCCGCCCCGCGUUGCCAAAACGUUAAGCUCGACAACGGUAUGGGUUCGCCACCUUCCUCCAAUCAUUUCAGAGAACGCACGACAGGCCAUUCACUCCGCCAUUCAGUUGCGCAAUCUGUAUCUGGCUGGGGACGACGCAAGCUCAGGACCCCGGGCUGUGGCUUCGCUGGUGGAGCACUUGAACGGGUUGGCCGAUGAGGCCCGAGAGGCUGCCAACGUCCGUGAUUAUGUUUCUCUUGUGAUUGAGUCGACAAUACUCAGCUUAACGACUGAUCUGGGUCCACCCUCGAGGAUACUGUUGGGUUUGGCACGCGCCGUGAAUCCAUUCCUCAACCACCCAGAUGAAGGGGCUGAGGCGGGGCCGAGCUCGAUUGACGAUGAGGCUUUGCCUUCCCCAUUCAGACUGUCCGAUGUGACACUGAUUGACGACACGGAGAAGGACCUUCUUGUCUUAUUUUAUUAUUGCGAUCUUGUCAAUCUCAAGGCCUCCCCUGACGAAACGGUCGCUCAGCUGACCAAGAUGGCGGACAAAUAUGGCAUAAUCAAGGACCUCGACCUCCGCAAGGAACUGCUCACCGAGAUAGAGAUCUACAUUCACUGGGUAAUGAUGUACCUCACAUCGAAUGUCUCAGCUUUCGCUCCUCCGACCGCCCUUUCCGCAAGUCUUACAACCAAGCUAGAAUUCGAAAAGGGCAUCCAAAUGAGUAGACUUCUCACCAUCAGUCGGGAGCAGUUCGAGCUUGACAAAAUCAAGGGAGACUAA
Molecule: messenger RNA, 873 nt
Organism: Colletotrichum siamense
Lineage: Eukaryota; Fungi; Ascomycota; Sordariomycetes; Glomerellales; Glomerellaceae
Exons: 4
Coding region: 1-873 (290 amino acids)
Source: RefSeq, a predicted model, not a curated record